Molecule: messenger RNA, 210 nt
Organism: Racocetra fulgida
Lineage: Eukaryota; Fungi; Glomeromycota; Glomeromycetes; Diversisporales; Gigasporaceae
Source: the annotation of a GenBank genome assembly
AUGAAUUAUGCCAAAAAAAUAUUAGAUGCAACAGUAUCAAUGGGAUUAAAAAAUAAAGACGAUGAGCUUUAUAUGUUAGAAGAAAAUGAAAUACAACCUAUGGCACUUGAUAGUGUUGUUAUUUCAGAAGUUGUCAAAGACAAUAUUAAAGAGAACCAUGGCAAUAGAGAAUUUGAUGUUGAUGCUUUGAUAGAUAGCUUUGAUAUUUGA